CGUCCAUCUCUCUCGGACUCGAGCGUUCGUUCUUCUUCCCUCUUCCUCCCACUCUCGCGCGAAGAGUGGCGCCGCGAGCCGAAGGGUCGCUCAGUCUCGGUUCUCGCGUCGCUCGUAGCGGACGUUCUUUCCGUCUCGCGCUCCUACUCCGCGCUCGAUCGGUCCCAUGGAGACCCGCGGGGGCCCCAGGAAGUGCAGUGUAGUGUCAAAAUAAGAGGACAAGAGCGGAAAAACGACUCGAGCGAUCAACAACGAACGAGAGACAUGCAUUCGCGACGUAAACGAACGGCGACGACUCGAUCGAGACAGGUAUUCUGACAUUACGAAUAAGCAGCAUAUCUUAUACGUAGAUAUUCGUCUAUUUAUUAAACGCAUCGUUUGAUUCUCCGUUCGACGUUAAAGAGCCAAAGCAUCGGCUUCGAAAGUGAAACGAAACGACUCCGAAAAAUUUCGAACGAAUUCGGGAGGUAUAUCUACGCGCGCGAAAAAGUCGUUAUUUCGAAAAAUAAAUUGAAGCGCGCUCCGAUGAACUUCAUGCAUUGGCAGUACUGAAAGAUCAUACGUCAUACGCGUAUAUGUUCAUUCAUAUGUGACGUAUGUCAGCUAGUUCAAACGGAACAUAGCUUUAGAAAGGCGCGUUGUUCAUCGUGUAAUCGAUACAGCUGAUCGAGAGGAAGGAAUCGCGUACAACUUCAAGUAUCGGCUUGUCGACAUCGAUCUUACGCGAAAAGUGAUCAUCGAGAGUUACGUGAGUUGCGUUAUUAAAGUGCACACGUGAGAAUUUCUCAGAAGAAAGUCGCGUUCGGCCUUGGAAAUUUGCGAAAGGCGCGAGGAAGACGCGAAAUAUUACAAGAUUGCCAAGAGAAAGAGAGAGCAAGAAAGUGAGACUGGGGAGAAAGGAGCAGAAGAGCAGAAGCAAGGUUAGGAAUUCUUUUGGGAUGUCGACGUACAGGAGGUGGAUCUUGUGGCCGGCGAGGACGCGUUUUCGACACAUCACAAAACCGCCGACGAUCCAUCGCAGCUGAUUGUAAAAUUCUAUUUAUGAUCGACCACGAUUGAUCGCGUUAUCGCGGAACUUUCUUCCGGUGAUUUGCGCCUCGACGCUUUUAUAUCUCGUUUGGCGAACGUGCGAGAGAAAGAGAAGAAUUUCGCUAUCGCUCUCGGUGUCGUAACGCAGCACGAGUAACCUGGAAUUAUUCUCGGGAGAUUCGGAAAAGGAGCAGCAGCCAUGGACUGGAGGAAGGUCGCAUUGGCAUUUUUAUUGAUCACAAUAACGAGGCACAGCAGCGCACACGCAGCCCAGGUACCUCAACAGUUGCCGACGUCGACCGCAACGAUAGCGAGCACCGUGCAGAUCGAAUGUGCGAGCGAAUCGAUAAUCGUUCACAUCUCGACGGAGGGCAACACGGACUUCCACGGUCUGGUCUACCCACGUGGGUUAUCGAAGAACAGCUCCUGCCUGCAGGAGUACAGGAGUCAGCCCGCUCCGAUCACGUAUAAUCUGCCUCUUCGAUCCUGCAACACCAUGCCUACUGAACUGGACGACGGUGGUAUCGAGUACUUCAACACCAUCGUGGUGCAGCCACACCUGAAGCUGGUCACGAACCAGGGCAGAGGUUUCCACGUGAGAUGUAGAUACCAGACGCGCGACAAAGUCGUAACGAACGAUCAGACCCACGUGUCCAUGCUGCAAUCUCUACCAUUGCAGGCGACCGCACCGAUGCCAGGAUGCACGAUGAAAAUUUUUAGCGGAGAUCCAACGCAGCAUCACGUGGCGGAGAACGUAAAGAUCGGCGAUCCCUUAACCCUGGUCAUUAGCAUCGACAAACAAGAGAUGUUCGGUUUGAAGAUCUCCGAUUGUCUGGUCCGCGACGGUCUCGGAUGGGGCGAGCAGCGGCUGAUAAACGACGAGGGUUGUCCGAUCGACGGCGAGAUCAUGGGACAAUUUACGUAUAACGAGGACAAGACAGAGGCCAGGGUGAACUUCCAGGCGCACAAGUUCCCGUAUACGGCGAGCGUGUAUUAUCAAUGCAACGUUAGACUGUGCAUCAAGCAUGGCGGAGGAUGCAGUAAUACGCCGCCGCUAUGCAAUUCAAUAGCUAGACGACGCAGGGACACUGUCAACGAUAACGAGCUGAAGAAUGUCGAAGGUUUAAUAGACGGCACCCCGGCCACAAUCGAGGUUUACAGCGGACUGUAUGUCAACGAAGCCUCGGAAGUUUCCAAGUCAGAUUUCACCGACGACGUCUUCAGAGAAAGGGCUAUGGAUGAUCCAAACACCAUUUGCAUAUCGCAAAGGAGCUUCGCCAUCGGGAUCGCCAUCGCUGGUCUCAUACUCAUGCUGGCAGUAGUGGCUGCCAUUUUGGUGCUGCUCGCAAAGAGGCGACAUAAGAGCGUCUCGACUACGGGAUCGUCCAUUUACAGUGGACCCUACACAAACACUGCCUACAGCCACAGUAGCUAAGUCCGCCUCGUUCGGCGCGGGAUAUAAAAGCCUCAUUCGAAGAUCUGCGAUUUUUCGUGGGAUCUAUAUAUAGAUCUAUACACGAAACUUCAGCGGAUAAGUCGGAUCGAUGAAAAUUAAUUUAGACUAAGUUGCUUUCGAUUUGAAGCGACAAUCGAAGCCACUGUGCGCGAUGUGUAAUAAAACGAAACGCGAAUCUCUUGCUCAACUGCCCGCUUUGUACACUUUUUAAUUUCAUGUUUCAUAUAAUAUUCUUAGCUAGCAAUGGCGGUGUUUCCAGAUAUCUGAGGAAUUAAUUAUAGUUAGAUACUAAAUACCGAGCUUUUCUCUUUUCUUUCACACAUCUUUACACUGUUCUUUCGAAUGAGAAACUUUUACAAGAUCUCGAUAAUCUUUAAUGAAGAAUUUUAUAUUCAAGUUCAGAAUGAUGCAAUAUUUGAAUACGUAAACUGCAUAUUUGAUAUGCUAUUAAAAAAUUGAAAAAAAUAUUAUAAAAGAUAAUGUAAUUUUAUAUCUUUAUAAUAAAAGGAAGGAGGAUUUAUACAUCCUCAUUCUUUUUCAGUUUUUUUACGCGAAUACAUUAUUAAGAUUUGUCUGGAACAGAACUGCAAACAAAUUUUUCAUUUUGGCAAUAUCUGUUAGCCUUCACUACACAAAGAAUCGUGCUAAGAUGAAAAACGUUGUGCUUGAGAUAAUAUAAUUCCGUCCAUGUAACGAGUUGUAUAUUUUAGCGAAACUCUUAAUUCCAAUCGCGUAUGUUAACGCAUCGACAUGACUCAUUCCUAUCAAGGGUUAUUUCACUUUCAUAUGUGUAUGUGUGUGUGUAUAUAUAUAUUCAUAUAUAUACAUACACAUAAUAAACUAUACUGUACACUAGUCCGGUAUACGCUGUCCUACCUAACACAUAUCUAUCGCACUAAACACACAACACACAUGCGAAAGCACCGUCUGUCCAGUUGCGCGGUCGUUUUGAUAAUUUAAUUUAAUUAUUUUAGUUAGAUUUAAGUUUAAGUCAACACUUAGGCGUGAACUCUCAAAUAAUUCAAUCAAAUACUCCAAUGAUAUCUUAAUGUAUCAUUAUUUUUCCACGUGCAAUCAUUGAUAUUUCAGACGCCAAUAUUUUUGCGUUUUACCUUAAUGCAAUUUCCAAUUUUACGUUUCUCUCAAAUACAAAUCAUGAGCGAGUAAUUAAUUCUUACAUGAUUAAUAAAAGUAACAUCAGUGCCGAUAUUUCCGAUCACGUAGCAUAUAUAUUAAUUCGAUUUUCUUUAAAUUAAAAAAUUUGCUGUAGCAGAGACAUAAUUGGAAAUAGCAUUUUAUGAUAAAGUUAAAAAAUAUAAUUACAAAAGACGCAACUAAGAUUCACUAAGAUGUGUGCUGGUGCAUUAUAAGCUUCCGGUGAAGCUAUGUAUAAAUGGACUGUUGUCGUCGUAGAAAUGUUAAAAAUAUUUAAUUUUAUCAAAAUGAAAUGAUAGAAAUACAAGUUGAUUAAAAUCUGAAAUUAUAUAUAAAAAGUUUAUACGGAUUACCCGCAUAUCUACGAUGCGAUAUGAAUCGAAUGAAUACAACGUAUGUAAGUGCUCAGUAUAAUCAGAUUUUAAUCCCUUAUAACGCUUAAAUGUUAAUAUUAAUUAGUUUACAUUUAGUCACAUUGAAAUGAGAUGCUGCUCCAAUGUCGGUAUUAAAUUCAUAUAAAAAAAUUACAAAGUAAGAAUGAAUAUCGAAUUGUUUUCUAAUAGAUUCAUACAUUUUCUGAUUUAAUCCAAUUUAUCGGAUUUAAUUAAUACUGAAUAGAAGAAAAAUGCAAACUAAAUACCGAUAUCAUGUAUUAUUUUGGAGCGUAUUUAGAUUUUAAUUGACACAAAGACGAGAAAAAACUUUACUGCCAACGCAGUCGCGUAACUGGGUCCAACGUGGUGGUGGGUACAUAAAAUUUUACAUUUAGAGUGAAAUCAACACGUGUAACGUAACUUGUUAACUCACAAAGCGCUAAUACGCUAAACCGUUGCCGUGCAGGAGCGGAAUGUUGUGGUAUAAUAGUUAUCUGAGAAAAACGAUAAUGUAUGACAGUUGUUCCGAAUGGACCCUAGCGCGUCGAAUAAAACUGCCAGUUCUGUCGUGAAAACCAACAAAUCUUUGUCGAUUGGUCUAAAAAUAUCUUUUAAAUGUGCGAUGAAUACAGAAAUUUGUUUUUAUCCCGAUCGAUCAAACGUUUUAAAGCGUUUGUAGCGCAAAUGAAAUGUAUCCUUUAUGAUGUUAUGAUACGAAUUUAUACACGACAUACUUUUCUUUGAUUUUGACGCUGAUAGCAAAUUGAAUCCAAUUGAAUCGGUGUCCAAUGUUUCUCUCGAAAAGUACUACAUAUAACUUUGAAGCGCUAUAAGAGUCCACGGAAUUUCUGUUGAGGGUCGGAAUCGCUCGGCGAACGGAUCACGCGUGAUCUCUUGGCCGCGCUGUGGCAUUGGUUCAUAGUGAUCAUUGGGGACGAAAAUGCUUGUAGAAAUGCCCGAUAGAAUUUUUUUUUUCAUUUUUUUUUCUUGGUUUACGGUAAACGCGAGUCUCGAUGUUCCCGCAAUGUUCCUCUGGACCUUUGUCAAAAGAAUCUACAACGAAUCUAUGUAAAUAAUGAAAACUUAAUAAAACAUAAAACUGGUAACUG
Molecule: messenger RNA, 5123 nt
Organism: Nylanderia fulva
Lineage: Eukaryota; Metazoa; Arthropoda; Insecta; Hymenoptera; Formicidae
Gene: pio
Product: zona pellucida domain-containing protein piopio
Source: RefSeq, a predicted model, not a curated record